Messenger RNA from Eimeria necatrix, 1581 nucleotides. RefSeq lists its product as hypothetical. Lineage: Eukaryota; Apicomplexa; Conoidasida; Eucoccidiorida; Eimeriidae. The coding region runs from base 1 to 1581 and encodes 526 amino acids. The transcript is spliced from 10 exons. The record is from RefSeq and is a predicted model, not a curated record.
AUGGCCUCAUCAUCUCCGUACGACAAGUUCAUGACAAUGAUGAGCAACUGGCACGACGAUAACCCAUGGGCAUUCGCAACGAAUCAGCGGGAAAUCGCCAAUAACUGCACGUACGGUACGCUUCAAGCAUUCUAUCUAGCAAGGCAGAAACUACCAAGGCAAACAAUUUUGAGUUCGUGGAAAGCAGCAGUUACCCCACCCGCUAGGCUUGUUCUAAGCAACGCUCGCAUCGUUUAUGCCGAUAACAGUAGACAGCUAACCUUCGCAAGCUGGGCUCCGUCUUCACCAGAGGACUGCUUGAGCGAUAUAGUCAAAAUACUCUGCAAGCAUCCCAUCGAAGGAGAACCAGAUGAAGGCAUUAUGAAUCCCAGUAAGUUAGCGACACCUGGAGUUUUUACCUCGUGGUCCAUGAAGCAUCAACAGCAUAAAUGCUCAUCAGAUGCUAAUCAGUGGGUCUGCAUCAAUAAAAACACCACGGAAUGCUACAUCCCAAACAGCCUGCGCAAAACAUGCGCCAUACGGGAGGUCUCAACUAAGUAUAGCUCCACGUUCAAGACAUGCGGGUGUGGGAACGACGAAACUAUGGAACCCUGCACUGAAAGCGAAGUUAGAAUGCUUUCUUACGACUGGGAAAAUGACUUCAAAGAACGCUUUGAAGGAAAAAGCGGGGCCAUCAUGAUGCGCAACAUGAGGGUUAUGGAGGACUCAGGGUCAACGUUUACGGAUUUUGGAAUCGUAAAUGAUUCAGCAUGUGCCCAGAAAUCAGAAUAUAAGGGCAUCUUCUGCCGAGUUGACGCUGCACCCACGUACGCGGAUCAGACAGAGCUACGCCGAAAUUGCGAUGAGGCGGUGUCUGUCGACAAAAUCAAUGUGACAGACUACCAGUGCGCGUAUGCAUGUUACGAAGCACAAAACAAAUGCGAAAGUAGUGAACCUUCGAAUGUUUCAGCCUGUUUUUCCCUGGCGAAGGACGACGACCCGGUCUUGAGGCAAUGCAGUAUCCCUUUCGAACUGACGGACCAAAUUGAAAAGGAUUCGAAUAUGAUUACUGGCGUUGUGACGUUAACAACCCAGUGGAAAAGCGUGACUUUUUCGUCUAGCGUUUCGCCGCAUCCAGUUAUAUUUACAAGUACGCUGUGCAUUUCUCCAGAAGCUCAACGAUUCAUGGAACCUGGAUCACUGACACUGCCAAAAUUAGCCUUGACAGUUGCCAGCCUUCAAAUGAUAGCAGCUUUGCCUGUCUUCUCUGCAGGCCUCCUAAGGCCACUUAAUACAUUUGGGCAGGUACAAGUUACGGGCGUAUCAGAAACAGGCUUCAUGAUUCGCUUAGCAUUGGACUACUGCAGACUGGGCUACGCGACGGCAUCUGCUGAAGUGAGCUGGAUUGCCAUUUCAGAAGAUAGUUUCACAAUCCCGAACGCUAGUUCAGCGCUCCGCGUCGCUACCACUGUGGUAAAAGUCGGCCAGGAGGUUGAUCUUCUUCCAGGGGUCCAGCUGCACUCUUCAGAUGUGGGUAAAAGCUCUUGGGCUUGUCCGCCGUACCAAGGGGAAUGGGAAAAAUCUCCACAAUUGCUACAGUGA